Messenger RNA from Seminavis robusta, 981 nucleotides. Lineage: Eukaryota; Bacillariophyta; Bacillariophyceae; Naviculales; Naviculaceae. The record is from the annotation of a GenBank genome assembly.
AUGGGAAAACCAUUCUCUCCCCAGGUCAGUUGGAGCAUUUAUUUCGGGUGCCGUGUCCAUGACAAGGCCCUGACUGUCACCGGGCUCGACCCUUACUUUGUGACCCCCAAUGGUUUCAGGGUGCCCAUGGCCAUCCAGUCCGGGCUACCCUAUGUCCAACUACGGCCACCUACUGACCAGGAGCUCAGUGACAGUAGUAUUCCCCAUGUGGACCUCACCAGCCCUCAUGCCUGGGAUCCCUCCUGUCUUGACUCUGUCCCUGCGGAUGACUGGUUCCUUCAGCAGGACAACACCCUUUACGAUGAUGGGGAGUUCCCACUGGACCCUCUUGGGCGACUUCGAGUGUUUGAUGACGACUUCGUUGACCACUCUGACCGCCAGAACCAGUCCAUUGAUCGUCGUGGCAUCAUGGAAGCCAUGGCACACAUCAUCUCCGACGAGAUUGACCUUCCCCCCCUCAUGGAGCGAGAAUCCCACGGUUAUGACUCAGACUCCUCGGAUGACAGUGAUGGUUAUGCUUCUGAUCCUGAUACUCCAUGGCAAUGCCAUGUACAAACCCGGGCCCAACGCCGGCGCCGGCCCACCCCUUUGGCAGCCCCUUUGUCAUCAGGUGCUGGGGAGGAUUGUUCAGGACCACCUUCAACACAAGCUAAGCCAAAGGUUAAGACUGUAUCGGACGACGCGGACACGGAACCACUUCGGUCCAACAACAAGGCCAAACACCACACCGGUCUUGAGUUCCCACCCAAGUCCAAGAAGGUCAAGACUCAGAGCACCGCCAAACUCAGGAGGUUCUUCCCAGGAGUUACCGAUGAGACUAUCAAGCGAACUCUCGAUGCUACCACUCAGUAUGGAACCAAGGGCGCCACUCAGGGAAGGACACUGAGAGGCCAGAUCCUCAACUUUUCAUUGGCAGGACCUCCCACUACAGGACACUUUGCCCCGCUGGGAGCUCUGAUGCCAGUUAUAUCAGGAAUCUGA